Molecule: messenger RNA, 1433 nt
Organism: Ochlerotatus camptorhynchus
Lineage: Eukaryota; Metazoa; Arthropoda; Insecta; Diptera; Culicidae
Gene: DCTN2-p50
Product: dynactin subunit 2
Exons: 3
Coding region: 104-1246 (380 amino acids)
Biological process (GO): mitotic spindle organization
Cellular component (GO): centrosome; dynactin complex; cytoplasm
Source: RefSeq, a predicted model, not a curated record
UCUGGGUGAUGUCAUCGUAUUUUUCGUAAAUUUUCGGCUAAAAUCUUGAAUUUAGUGCUUCUAAUCCGUGUUAUCAAUAGCGAAACAAUAGUGAACGACUGCGAUGGCUGAUCCAAAGUUUCAAUUUCUACCGUACAUUGCUCACGACCAGCCGGAUGUGUACGAGACACCGGAUGUACUGGAGUCGGAAACGUCCGAUUUCUACGAAGAAGAACCCUCCAAUGAAAGCAUCGAGCGACUUCACAUUUCCACCAAGGAUUCGUACAAUAAGUUCAAGGGAAAGUAUCUGACCGGGGAUGUGGAUUUCAGCGAUCGGAUUGGGAAGAAAAUUCGCAUCGGCUACGAUGCCCGGACCGAAUGGGAUUUGGCUGGCGAAGGGGAAAAGGAAACGCCUAUCCAGAAGUGUUUGCGUCUGCAGUGCGAAAUGAACGAACUGAUGGAAGAGAUUACGGCUUCUCAGGCCGACGCUAGCAAGAGCAAGGAGGAAAAGGCUUCCUACGAGGCGGUGUUCGAAGUGGUCGGAACGGCAAAGAAAGUUUUGGAAAGUUUGAAAUUGGAACAAGCGAUUGGAAGUGAAACUGUGGCCGUGGGAGCGGAAGCCGAAGCGAAAAAGUUGUUGACUAAAAUUGAGGAAUACAAGAAGUCGGGUGGAGCUGAUCCGAUCAAGACGGCAACCGACUUGGUGUAUAGUUCCAGGAUUGCCGAGCUGGAACAUCGCCUUCAUGAACUGGAGGUCGCUGUUGGCGCUAAGCCAGAGAAAAUUAGUCGGCUAGCUGGCUCGGCCGGGGCAGGUAACUUAAUCGAAGCCGUACAGUCCAUUUCAGCGAAGGCAGCUUUACUGCAACCGCAGCAGCUAGAUCUGAUUGAAGCGAGACUGAAUAACUUGGUGACAAAGAUGAAUGCCAUCAACGAGAAGUCGGCAGCUACUGGACAGGAUGCUAAUCGGGAACAAAAGAUUCUGGAACUGUACGAAAUUGCGAAAACUACCGAACCGAUAGUACAGAUUUUACCCGACAUGUUGCACCGAAUGCAGACGCUGGAGUCGUUGCACAAAUACGCUACCAAUUUCGGAAAAUUAUUUGCAGAAUUGGAGACAACUCAGGCAACCAUUUUGAACGGCGUUGGUUCGAACAAGGCUCUGCUUACGGGAGUGCAGGAAGCGUUUGCUCAAAAUCUCGAAAACGUCAACAAGGAAGUAAAUAAGCUGGAGGAACGUAUGAAGGCGCUUCAGGAGAAGGUGAAGUGAAUCUUUGAUCAUUCCCAGUUGCGUCACCGAAGGGUAAUAUCGAGUUUUGCUUUUACUACUAGAUCUAAAACAUUCGCUUAUUUAUUAAUAUUCAAAAUUAUGUGUAAUCACCACCCGGUUGGCAAAUGAGCAGCUGAGGUUAGAAUAUAUCUAUCUAUUUAACGCAAGAAAGUACCACUAUGAAGAA